Xiphophorus maculatus (southern platyfish) is the source of this 2926-nucleotide messenger RNA. RefSeq names its product RPE-retinal G protein-coupled receptor-like (gene rgra). The coding region runs from base 469 to 1356 and encodes 295 amino acids. Gene Ontology annotation, cellular component: membrane. The transcript is spliced from 7 exons. Gene Ontology annotation, molecular function: G protein-coupled receptor activity. Gene Ontology annotation, biological process: visual perception; G protein-coupled receptor signaling pathway; phototransduction. The record is from RefSeq and is a predicted model, not a curated record. NCBI's taxonomy places the organism in Eukaryota, Metazoa, Chordata, Actinopteri, Cyprinodontiformes, Poeciliidae.
UCUGCAAGGCAUUGGCUAAGGGAAGUCAAAUGCAAAUGCUUUCAGAAUUGUUGCUUUAAACGUGCAUAUUUUACUUUAAUUGUAGACCGCAUCCUCACGGACACCUGUUGAGAACCGCGGACAUCAAACCCAUUUUCUCAGCUGCAGCGGCUGCAUCAUCAUCAUCGGGACAGCAACGCACAAAGGCUUGUUGUGUAACUCGCUGGGGGCUUUAUUGUUGCGACGGGAGCAAACGCGCAUUAAGCGCUACGGUUAUGUUCAUUAAGACAUUCCUGCGCGGAUUGGGGCGACAGACAGAGAGCGAGAGAGAGUGAGAAAGGGAGAGGGUGGGGGGUUUUACAUAAUAAACUGCAUGCUUUUCACGUGAAAUGUCCCUUUAUAAGCGGACCCUGUACAGUCACAUCGAGGCGAACUGUAAAUGAGUGGACUGAGCGGAGAGGAAACAUACAGCGUCAAAUCGCAGCCAGGAUGGUCACGUCGUACCCUUUGCCGGAGGGUUUCUCCGAGUUUGAUGUGUUUUCGCUGGGAUCUUGUCUGCUGGUGGAGGGUCUGCUGGGCUUCCUUCUAAACGCGGUGACAAUCGUGGCUUUCCUCAAAGUGAGAGAGCUAAGGACCCCCAGUAAUUUCCUGGUGUUCAGUUUAGCCAUGGCUGACAUCGGCAUCUGCAUGAAUGCCACCAUCGCAGCUUUUUCCAGCUUUCUGAGGUACUGGCCUUACGGCUCAGAUGGCUGCCAGACUCAUGGUUUUCAGGGCUUCAUGACAGCUCUUGCCAGCCUUCACUUCAUAGCAGCUAUUGCUUGGGACAGAUACCAUCAAUACUGUACGAGGACAAAGCUGCAGUGGAGCACCGCCAUCUCUCUGGCUGUAUUUAUCUGGAUGUUUGCCGCCUUCUGGGCAGCCAUGCCCCUCAUCGGCUGGGGAGAGUAUGAUUACGAGCCUCUCAGGACUUGCUGCACACUGGAUUACAGUAAAGGAGACAGGAACUAUGUUUCAUACUUGAUACCUAUGAGCAUUUUCAACAUGGGCAUUCAGGUGUUUGUUGUUCUGUCUUCCUACCAGUCCAUCGCACAAAGAUUCAAAAAGACUGGGAACCCCAAGUUUAACCCCAACACUCCUCUGAAGACUUUGCUAUUCUGCUGGGGGCCCUACGGUGUUCUGGCUUUCUAUGCUGCUGUGGAGAAUGCAACCCUUGUUUCACCAAAGCUGAGGAUGAUCGCUCCUAUCCUGGCUAAGACCUCUCCCACCUUUAAUCCUCUUCUGUACGCUCUGGGAAAUGAGAACUACAGAGGAGGCAUUUGGCAGCUUCUAACAGGGGAAAGGAUCGGUGUGCCUCAAAUUGAAAAUAAGUCCAAAUAAACUACCUGCUAUUGUAGAUGUUUCUGUCUGUGGGAGUCUGUACUGUACAAUGUGUCGUAAGCAGUGUGAACGUCUGCCUCUUGUACGCUUUACAUUUGCUCUGGAUUUGCUCCUGCAUCACCUCUGCCACUGUGCUUAUGUGAAGCUGGAAAUAUUCUAAAAAUAUAUCAUCAUAUAUCAUGUUAUUUUUCAUUGUCCCAUAUAGGAUACAGGAAAACCACGAAUGUGUCUCAUUUUGUAUCAUAUAGUUUGUGUUUUAUUGGUUUAAUUUAAUUUCAACAGUUCAUACAUGGCUUUAAUUUUACCUCAUUCUAUUUAUUUUUGGUACGAGUUUCACCCAAAUGUUCAAAAUGUAGUUGUUGGACAACAAAAUAAAAAAAAAUACAGUUAAGCAAAGCAUAGUUACAAACCCCUUUGUGCAAAACAGAUUACCAAUGUGCAUCACUUACCAAAAACAACAUAAAUAAGCAAUCAUUUCAGCACUAACACUCGUUCUGGAACUUUUCUUUCUUGUGGAAGAACUACUAUGUUGGAAAAAAAAGAUCAAGUUGUCUGUGGCCAAGAAGAAAAUCCCCCCAAAAUAAUCUAAUUUUAGUUAAAUAAGUUUUAUCUUGACGUCAGUGGUCCUAAAGUGACGCAAGACGGUAAUUUUGUUGUUGUUUUUUAAAUGUAAAGGAGUGCAAAAGCCACAUCCAUUUCUUUCUGCUCUUCGACUGAUCUCUGUAUUCUGGGUGAAAAUGCAAUAGUCCUCUGAACAAAAUGUCAAUUUUUCAAUACCUACACACACAUGCACAUCCACGCCCACACAUUCAAAGAUAAGAUCAGAAAUUAUUAAGAACCAUUAGAUUAACUGGGAAGGCAUCUUAUUUUGACAUUCACAUACUUAUUUUAAAGACAGAUUUCAGUCAAGCAGCAAAAUCAGUUUGAAAGAAUGUAUUACAUUAGCUGAGCCAUUGUAUUGUUACACAUUAUACCUAAUGAUUGUUCUUUUGUGCUUUACUGUUCUCCAGUGUGUCACCCGAUUAAUUUCCGUGUUUACCAUUUUGAACUUCAAACAUCAAUAAAUAGAUUUUUUUCACUUUUGUUUCUGCACACAAAUUCUAGUUUACAAAGUCGUCCAAGUGCAAUUUUAUAAAAACACAUUGUUAUUUACUGGUUAUUACAUAAUCAAAAUUCAUACAGUAGGUUUUAAAAACCAAGUAUUCAGAUCGUUUCGAUAUAUUCAGUGUUACAAAGUAUGUACAGUUCAGUAAAUACGUCAAUGGAAGUCAAUGACCCUGAAUAAAAGUUGGAUAUUUUUUAACAUAAAUACAUUUUAAUUUUUUAAUACUUUAUUAAUACUUUGUGUUGUACAUGCAAUUGGUGACCAAAAACAAAUAUUGUACAGUCCAACAGACCCAUUCAGACAAUAAAGUCACAUCUUAUGAAAUCUUUACUUAUUGUAUUACUUUGAUGUGCACCUGAUGAUCAAAGCAGACAUUGAUAACAAUCUGUAAGAUGGGAUUUGAAUGUACACUGGAUGUUGUCUGUACAAAAUGCUCUAAUAAAGUACUGCAGUCACUGGAAAAAA